Daphnia magna is the source of this 947-nucleotide messenger RNA. RefSeq lists its product as uncharacterized. Bases 79 to 927 code for a protein of 282 amino acids. NCBI's taxonomy places the organism in Eukaryota, Metazoa, Arthropoda, Branchiopoda, Diplostraca, Daphniidae. The record is from RefSeq and is a predicted model, not a curated record. The transcript has 6 exons.
CUCGAAGCUACAGUCAACAACGGCAGUGAUUACAAAUCAGUUGCAGUCCAUCCUCCCCAACUGACAAAUCAGUGCAUAAUGCAUCGUGUUCCAGUACAUCAAAAAAAGAGCUUAUUUUGUUUCAAAUGGCUGUUAAUCACGCUAAUCGUCACCUCAAUUAUUGAGCCAAGUGCGGAGUCAUCCGUCAAGAAAAUGCUGGACGCAAAUAGUAAUCGGCCGUUCAUGUAUAGCAUGUUGCUUAAAUAUCCCAUGUUGAAUACGGAAGCCGGUUUGAGCCAUACGAAUAGGCAUGCCAUUCCGGUGCUAGGAUUACCCGCUAAAUUCCGCGCCCGGCCGACUAUGUGUCGUGGAAAAAGGCUCGACUCCAUGGGAUCAUUCAGUCCCGAAAAUUAUAUCACGGCCGACCAGUGCAUGAUUAUGGGUGGCGAUUGUUGCAACUUGAGCCCAGCAUGGGGCCAUGCAGCCAGCAACGAUCCGAGUUAUAUGAAGCCAUUGGACCGAUGCCAUGGUUGCUACGACACCAGCUUCACAGUUCAAUGUACGGGAAAUGUCUUGCGAACUCGUGAAAGAUUCGACGAAGAAGACGAUAACGUGAUCAGCCCAAACCAAGUAACGGCAUCCACGUGCAUCGGGUUGGGUGGCCAAUGCUGCGAUCCACGCUCCGCCCUUGAAUUGUUCGGUAGUGGCCUUGGGGUCUUUGAUCCGCGACGGUACCCGCGGGAAGAACAUUGCGCCAAUUGUUUCUCCGGUUCAGCGUACAGACUGGAAUGCACCGGAAAUUUGUUACAAUCCGAAUCGCACACGGCUGACGUUUGCAGACAAUUUGGCGGCCAAUGUUGCCAAGAUAUUUAUGGCGCCUUCAAUCCGGCACAUUAUCCCAACAGGGAUUGUUCCAUCUGCUUCUCCGACUCUGUGCAGCCACAGUAAUCCAAUUGGAUUUUUAAAAA